Phytophthora infestans T30-4 is the source of this 1218-nucleotide messenger RNA. RefSeq lists its product as uncharacterized. Gene Ontology annotation, cellular component: U2-type spliceosomal complex. Gene Ontology annotation, molecular function: RNA binding. The record is from RefSeq and is a predicted model, not a curated record. Bases 1 to 1218 code for a protein of 405 amino acids. The transcript is spliced from 4 exons. Gene Ontology annotation, biological process: mRNA splicing, via spliceosome. Lineage: Eukaryota; Oomycota; Peronosporomycetes; Peronosporales; Peronosporaceae.
AUGUCGCUCUUCACCAAGAAGGACCUGGGGCUUCUGCUACCGGACGAUACUCCAGGCGACCCGCAAUCGCUGCGUCACACGAACACAAAAGAGGAAACCGAGGAGUUCAAGCCACUGAAGCCAAAGGUGGAUCCAUCCAAAAAGGUGACACGGUAUCGAGCAGGACAGGUACCCAACUUUGCACACGGCUAUGAGGAAGACCGCGGUUUUGUGACGGCCAACAGCAAGGUGCGUGCGUUCUCAAAGACCAAAGCACAGCAAAAGGCUGUUCCAGUGAUCAGCACUGGACGAAAACGCGUGGAGGCGCAGGUCCUGAGUGCCACUAAACCUGCAGCAAACGACAGCCGGAGAGAGAGAGCGCCAUCAUCUUCUGAAGACGAAAUAGGUUCGAGUGACGAUGCUGUCGCCAAGGCGUUGCAAGAUUCUAGCUCGGAAGAGGAAGAUGACUCAGACAUUGACCGUCGUCGUCUCAUGUUACGCAAUAAGGCGAAGGCCCGUGAAGCACAGAAAGAAGAGGAGACUCAGCCUAUUUUAUCUGAUAAGAAGGGAAUGCGGCAGCCUGUGGAGCCACAGAUCGUGAAGCGUAGCACAGUGGCCGCCCCAGUGGCUAAGGCCAAAAACAGUGAUUCUGAGUCUGGCAGCAGCGGCAGUAGCAGCUCGGAGUAUGAGACCGACACAGAUGAUUCAGAGCCUGGUGAAGAGCUAAUGAAGCCUGUGUUCGUACCUAAAAAGGCCCGUGGGACGGUGAAACGUCAAGAAGAACUGGCAGCAGAAGAGGAACGCCGCCUGAAGCAGGAGCAGGAGAAGACGGAGGCGCGAAAAAUGGAGUCUCGUCGUUUGGUUGCAGAGGAAAUUCGGCGCGGGCAGGACGGGGCCGAUAAGGAUGACUCGACUGACGUGGAGAUGCCUGAUGAUACGGAUGGCCUCGACCCAGCUCAAGAAUAUCGCGACUGGGAACUCCGCGAAAUGCGUCGGAUCAAACGUAAAUUGAAAAAGAACGAGCCCAAAGAGAAGAAAAAACUCAAGUUCAUGCAGAAAUACUACCACAAGGGUGCUUUUUACGUGGACGACGAUAGCAUCCGCUCAAAGAACGAUGUGCGCAAACGGGAUGCCACAGAAGCCACGCUCGAAGACAAGUUCAACAAGGAGAUGCUCCCGACGGUGAUGCAGGUCAAGAACUUCGGACGCGCUGGCCGACCAAGAUACGUCCAGUCGUGA